AAGGUCAUGACGCUCGACUAGCUGCGCACUUGAUGUCCGCUGGCCAUGAUAGGGCGUCUCGCGCAUCAUUCGAUGAGGGUGCGAUGCUAUCAGGUGUUCGCGGCACAGUUGCUGGUGAAGACGGAAGAACAGAGAACCGAGAUGAUGAAUAUGGAAGCAGAGUGGAGCCGGAAACAGUGGUGCCACAACCGAUAGGUGCUAAUGGCAGUAUCAAACAUACAAGGUCGAGAGACAACUACGCAGAUGAACGAUUGACAGGGAGAUCUGCUAGAUCAGCUUUGUUAGUAGAGGAAGAAGAACUUGAUCUAGUUAGCGAAGGUGACCAAGACGGGCCCAAUCAAGGUAGAGGAAGUCCAAUGCCAGAAAGGUGGAUGCAGCAUAAGCUAGUGCAACGCUUCAUCUUUUACAAAGAUGAUAGAACAAGAAGACAUCUUGUUCAUAGUAGAAACGGACGAAACGGACACGGACACCAUCAAGCUCGACGUCUACACCCACACCAUCAAGCUCGACGUCUGGUCCGACUGGCGCCAGAAAAUACGAGAGCAAAAAGACGUGUUUAUCAAGAAGGAACUCUUGGGACUGGUGCAGCUCAAGUAGAAGGACCUGCAGCACCAGCGAUCAUACUGUUCUAUGACGAACUGGAGGAUCAUGAGGCAGACUUCUUGCAUCGUAGUAGAGCCAGCUAUGCUGCGAGGACACAGAAAAAGAAAGUGCGACUGUAUAAAAGGGAAGGGGAAGCUGCAGCUCCUCAUAUCGAAAUAAAGGAUAACAAGACGGACAUGAAAGCAGGUGGAGGGGAUCAAAGACUACAUGGUUCCGCGAAUAAACCACGACGUGAGCAAGUCUUUAUGAAAAGAACACGUGUAAAAAAUACUAGGACGUCUGGAGGACAAAAUCAACACGGAAGUAGUGGAAAAAAGCGAUCUGGAUCUCCCUCUCCGAAGAUGACCACUACUACACGAAUCGCUCAAAUCUCUGACUCGAAUACUGAAAAACUGAAAAACUACGUCCACUCCUGCAUCUCAGACUACAUCCGGAAUCGUGGCGAUGCUGGGAUCACGAUGCUGUGUCAGAUCUUCUUGGACCGAGAUGCUUGGCGCACGUCAGGUCUCCAGACGUACAUGAAAAUAGCUUUGCCAGCUGCGGCUCAAGUGGUUUUUGAAUGGAUCCUCUGGGAGCUGAUGGCUUUGCUUGCAGGGCUAAUUGGGCAUGGAGCACUAGCGUGUCAUGUGGCAGGUAAUAUACGACGUGUUCUAUCAUUGACAUUCAUGAGAAGUUCUCGUCUGUUGAGCAAGAGUAUCCAUUUUUGACUUCUAGUACUACUAGAACUAGUCCUCUGUAACUGUAUGACCUUCUUCUUCUUGCAACAGACUGACCAUGACCACCACUCAGCAAUUAUGUACAACAUUAAUACAACUCAAGCAUCUCCAGGUCUAACCAUUUACACGAUUACUUUCACCGUGGCUUUGGGUAUGUCGAGUACCUGCGCGCAGCUUGUGGGCCAAAGCUUGGGUGAGGGUCGUGCCAAAGAGGCGAGGAAUUUUGCGGUUGCUUCGGUCGUCGUUUCGACAGCUCUUUCUGUGGUUAUAAUGCUGUCCGUUAACGUGUUUUCAGCUGACUUGGCUGACUUCUUUUUCCCAGUCACCAACUCUACUAACAAGUCGCCUGGUUCCCUGCAAGCUCUGACCUCUUCCACCUCCACGAUGCUGACAGAGAUGCUUCACGACCUACAUUCCUAUCAGCAAAGCUUCUACGACGGAUGGGAUGAUCUGAAUGAUUAUUUUCAACCAGCACAGGACCAUCGUCCAGUACUAGAUGUUGAUAUCGUGCAAGAACCAUACCAGCAACUCCUACAACAACAUACAACGUCCUUGCCAUCAGCAACCACCUUGCAGUUCUUGCCUCCCUCAACAUCUUCACUUAGUACUCCCGCGUCUCUGAAUCUCCUCAUCGAAAAUCAAAACCCUUCAAAAACAACAUCAACCUCCACUUCGACAGCGGAAGCACUACAACUACGCACUACGCCUCCUUUCUGGUCCUUUCCUUCCUUAUCUGAGAACGACGCGUCGAUUGAAACCCCUAUGCAAGAAUCAGAGCUGUUGCAGAAGUUGCUUUUUGUCAUUUUUGGGCUCUGCUUUUUACCCGAUUGCGUGCAAAAUGUGGCUGUAGGUGCUCUGCGUGCCUGUGGUUGGAACCAAACGUCGGCGACACUGUAUUUUUUUCAUUAAGGCGAAAAGGCGACCACAAUCAGAUGCUUCCUAGAAGAUUCUAGAAUGAGUCUUGAGAAAAAUUGUUGAAGAAGUAGAAUGAAAAUGUACGAUGCUGUAGUAGCAUUAGUAGGUGUAGUUGAUAAUCAUAACCUCUUUAUUUAUUUCCUUUAGGAUUCUACAGCAACAACAUCUCCUCGUCGUCCUCGUUUCUAAUUCCCACAUUACGUCCUUGGCCUCGGACUUGGCUGUAUUGCGGUUACGAAAUUCCGUUCCCUCCUACUCCUGUGGAUGGCUAUAUUCGUCGAUUUGGUCGUGGGAAUCAUCGCAAUUUUAGUUCUGCUUUUUUGCUGUGUGGACUGGCGCAGGGAGAGUCAAAUCGCAAUCGCGAGAUCUGCUAAUGCUGCCAGGAAAAGAAGCGUGUCAGCGUCAUGAUCAGACAGGAACUUGUUAGUUGUUCCCACGUGGUGGUAUUAUACGUACCUGGAUUAGGGCGCUCUUCAAUUUUUUAAAUCACAUGAAAUUCCUCCUGUUGAUUGUGAUGUUCUUGGAAAAUUUUUGUCAAGCAAGUCGUGCAAGGUGCUGCUAUUGUUGCAAGAUCACCUGUACUAGAACUAGAAAUAGAAUUCAACCAAAGUCGUGUUGACUUUCUAUUGUAGAAUGAAUACCUCCGGACCUGCUUCUUCAUGGUCUUUCGCUGUGGAAGUUUGGUGUGUGCAGGAUGGACCACCUUUUUUCCUCUUCAUGAAGAUGAGAAGAAGGAAGAGUCGAAGCACUAAUUAAGUUAUACCUCCAGAAGAGGUAAAUGAAUGAAUGAAUGGAAGUAGUUCGUGGAUAGUUCUUCGUGUUUGUAGCCAUCGUCCCUGUCGUCGUAUCCUUUGUGCAUCAUAAGGAUAAGAAGGCCGCUAAACAAUAACCCAAAUAUUUUUCCAUUUGUUUCCCCCUCAUUAUCAUUUCUACUUAUCCUUUUUCCAACCACGGGGACAGCGAGUGGUCCAUCUCCAUAUAGACCGGCGACGGUUAUUUUUGGCAUCAUGCGAGGUGGUCACUGGUCAGUAUCAUAUGACCUUCCACCUCGAGGACG
This is a messenger RNA of Amoebophrya sp. A25, 3291 nucleotides long. The record is from the annotation of a GenBank genome assembly. NCBI's taxonomy places the organism in Eukaryota, Dinophyceae, Syndiniales, Amoebophryaceae.